GCCAAUUGCUACGAAAAUAGCAGUGAAGACACGGCGCUAGCUCCACACUGAGCUUUUCCCAACCAGAAGUGGAAUAUCCACGGCUGAAAAAAAUAACAUGGCCUCGCUGGGGGAGCCGGUGCGAUUAGAAAGAGAUAUUUCUCGUGCCAUAGAGCUGCUGGACAAACUCCAGAGAACAGGAGAAGUACCUCCUCAGAAGCUGCAGGCCCUACAGAGGGUUUUGCAAAGCGAGUUCUGCAACGCUGUACGAGAGGUUUAUGAACAUGUGUAUGAGACAGUGGACAUUAACAGCAGUCCAGAGGUCAGAGCCAAUGCCACAGCAAAGGCCACAGUGGCAGCAUUUGCUGCAAGCGAAGGACACUCCCACCCUCGCGUGGUGGAGCUGCCAAAAACCGAGGAAGGCCUUGGUUUCAACAUCAUGGGAGGAAAAGAGCAGAACUCGCCCAUCUACAUCUCCCGUAUCAUCCCCGGAGGCAUCGCUGACCGUCACGGUGGCCUCAAGAGAGGAGACCAACUGCUCUCGGUCAACGGAGUGAGUGUAGAAGGAGAGCACCAUGAGAAGGCGGUGGAGCUCUUAAAGGCAGCACAGGGCACGGUCAAGCUUGUCGUCCGUUACACUCCUAAAGUACUGGAGGAGAUGGAGUCUCGGUUUGAGAAGAUGCGAUCUGCCAAACGCCGCCAACAGAACAGCUACCCGCAGUAGGGUAACCUGCCUGUGGCCAUGAUAUUCUUUCUCUCACUCUCUCCUAUUCUCUCUCUCUCUCUCUCUCUCUCCAUUCUUCCUGCCCAGGGAUUGGACACACAUGUGGCACUUCUUCGUUUUUCUGGAAUUUUCUAAAACUUCCCUCCCACUUCAAGUUUGAGCACACUCUCUCUCUUUUUCACGGUUUUGUGAAAAUAAACACUAUCCCCACCCCCUUUGUGGUUAUACUCAAACACGAUGACACGCAUUGUACAUCACGCUGUGUCAGGUGAAGGUCGAAGGGUCAGGAUUGCAAGGGGACCAUUAUGGAGUCGCUUCUGAGGUCAUUUAAAUGAAGGGAUAAAAGUUUAAGUGCCUCACGAGCUUCAAGAAAAAUGUAAUAGCUUGAGCUGUAAUGUAAUAGCACAAUAUUGUAUGUUAAAUAUACUGACGGAUGAGCAAAAUAAAUGCAUGUUCAUCUUUUAAACACUUCUAAAAUUGAAAUGAGUGUCAGCGGGGCGUUGGAAGUAGGAACAUGAUGCAUCAUAUCACUUACACAGUUUGUGUCAAGGUCAGCUGGAAAGAAAUGUCACACUGCGCAACAAGCAAAAACACUAUCAUGAAUUUGUUGCAUUGUUUGUAUUAUCUUAGUUUUGAUUUAUUAUUAAUAAGAAGAAGAAGAACGAAUUCAUUUUAUGGGGUUGCAGGGUGAAAAGAUAUUUUUAAUCGCAAAGAAAAAUGCUUUUGUUUCAUUGUGUUAGGGGUUGUCCAGAAAAUCCUGAUUUGUUACUAGUGGUUUUUUUUUUUUUGUAGUUCCUAGCUUUUUCAGCAUUUCCAAUUUCUACUUGUAACAUGAAGCAGCAAGGUAAUAUAAAAUGUAGACGGUUUGGUGAAGUAGAUGUUAAGCACUGACUCCCUUCACACUGAAGACUUGGGUGAAAAUAUUUAACUACACUGAGAUAUUUAUUUCUUUGAAAUGUACCCUAGACAUAUUUUGUAGCAUAAAAUUUCUAUUAUGUAUAUGCAGUAGCUUAUAGGAUUUGUUUGCUAUUCCUAUUGCCAGUGAUUUUUUUUUUUUCUCCCCUCUUUUUUUUUUUUUUCAAGUGGGUUCGAUAUGUAGCUGCUUGCUAGGUUGACUGUCUCUUAAGUCCCUGAUUUAUUUUCAUUUUAUGAAACUGGGUGAGAUUCAUUAUUCAGUAAACACAAUAACGAAUGUUCUCUUCAUCCUGCUCGUUCAUCUCAUGGCAAUAUUUGUACUGUCUCAGAAAUCAUUCCACGGACGCGUCACACUUGAUCCGUGUUCUCAUCGUGCUCAUGAUAUUAAAAAAAAAAGCGGCGACGUUUCAAAUGUUUUUAACCUUAAACACACUUUGGCUACGUUCACACUGCAGGCUGAAGUGACUCAAAUCCGAUCUUUUCGCCCAUAUGUGACCUGUAUCCGAUCUUUUAUUGACAAUAUGAACGACACAGAUCCGAUUUUUUCAAAUCCGACCCAGGCCGUUUGGAUAUGUGGUCCUAAUUCCGAUUCCUAUCCGCUCUUUUCAUAUGCGACUUCAGUCUGAACCGCCAGGUCGCAUUCAUCCGACUUGCACGUCAUCAACAAGCCACAAACGUCACUAUUCUGCGCUGAAGUAGGCGGCGGGUCUCUCAAAAAAAGUUACAACAACAUGGCGCAUAAUCACAGGCGCAGAUAGAGGGUGGGACUCGUCCCACCCAGAUUUAAAUUCACCUCGCUCGGUGUCCCCCCCACUUAUAGGGAGGAAAAAAUGUCUAUGCUGUCUUUCUUUGCAUAAGGCAAACCUCACGGAAAAAUCAAAAGACUAAUUACCAUUCGGUUUAUUGAGGUGCACAGCAGUGUAUACAUAGUUGCAACAACUCACAUAAAACAAAACAAAGACUGAUAUUCGGUUGGUUGAGCUGCGCAGACUGCGCAGGUUGCGAGCUCGAGCUUGGUUGCUAUGGUAACCCACAACAAGUUUGACAGGCAUAUCGGGGUUGGGGUUGGUUUGCUGGCAGCUUUGUCCCCCCCAGUUCAAAAAACGUAUCUGCGCCCCUGCGCAUGACAUCAAUGCGAGGGACGCUUCGGGCUGUGAAGGUUCUGAAUCUUCUCAAUGGAAGGACGCAGAGGUUAGGGAGCUGAUUUCCAUUUGGGGGGAUGCAGCUAUUCAAGCUAGAUUGGAUGGGUCAUACCGCAACCGGGCGGUUUUACUUCCGUAAACACUGGCCAUGCUCACUGCGUGUGACGUCGUCGUAUCCUGCAAUGCGCAUGCGGAACACUUUUAGGUCGCUUUUCGUUCAUACUGAGGAUCACAUACAAGUCGCAUAUAUUUGUUAAUGUGAACGACCUCACAAAAAAAUCGGAUUUCACAAAAAAAUCGGAAUUGAGCAUUAAGCCUUGCAGUGUGAACGUAGCGUAUCACUGUCAUGAUUAAAAGAAAAAUGUUUCUUCUUCUCAGUCUCUUAAAAUAUUUAGCAUGUUUCUAAUUGUAGAUGUUCAUUAAUCAUGGAGAGACGUGAGGAGAGAUGGUCUGAUCUCUUGUGUGUUUAAAAAAAAAAAAAAGCCUUCUCGUAAUUACAGCCAUUCAGUCUUCCUUAAAAAUCAUUGUGGAAAAAUGAAAGAGUGAGAUGCUUUAUUGUUCUCUGAAGUUUUGAGAGCACAGGUUGCACGUCUCCAUCUCUGACUUUCCCCUGACAUUUCACGACCUGAAGUUACACUAAGCAAUAAAGCUUGCUCUUCUUUCUCCAGCUCCUCGCCACUAAAUCUGUGUCACUUUUCGAAGGCUUACUUGCUAUUUUUGUAACAGCAUUUUCUUAUGAUGUUUUGCUUGCCUUUUUUGAUGAAUCUUAUUCACAGGAUAUUUUUUUUUCCAAGGAAAUGAUUUGUAUUGCUUUUCUGAGGACAUUGUCCCAUCGUUUUCUUUCGAGUACAAAGACCAAACGUGCAAUUUUUCUGACAGCUAUUUGAUAUAAUUUGAUAUGUUGAAUGUCCAGUAUGCUAGUUUGGGAACGUUGCUUUAAUGAGCCUAAAUAUUAUUGUAUCCUUUGACGUUGCUCUUCUUUCCUGGUGAAUUGUCUUACAUGUGAUGUAGAUGCAUAGAAUUAAAUAUUACUUCUUGGCUUUACUUCAGAGUAAUGAUUUAAAGCUGCACAAAAUAAAUUACACACACACACAAA
This is a messenger RNA of Neoarius graeffei (lesser salmon catfish), 3856 nucleotides long. It is a transcript of the gene lin7c, whose product is annotated as lin-7 homolog C (C. elegans). The record is from RefSeq and is a predicted model, not a curated record. Bases 98 to 703 code for a protein of 201 amino acids. The transcript is spliced from 5 exons. Gene Ontology annotation, biological process: neurotransmitter secretion; maintenance of epithelial cell apical/basal polarity; protein localization to basolateral plasma membrane. Lineage: Eukaryota; Metazoa; Chordata; Actinopteri; Siluriformes; Ariidae. Gene Ontology annotation, molecular function: L27 domain binding. Gene Ontology annotation, cellular component: synapse; basolateral plasma membrane; MPP7-DLG1-LIN7 complex.